Nerophis lumbriciformis (worm pipefish) is the source of this 1302-nucleotide messenger RNA. The record is from RefSeq and is a predicted model, not a curated record. NCBI's taxonomy places the organism in Eukaryota, Metazoa, Chordata, Actinopteri, Syngnathiformes, Syngnathidae.
AUGACAUGUAAUCACCUGAGACGACUGUUGGUACUUUCCACCAUAGCGUGCGCUAUAAAAGGGACCUACAGCAUCCCAGAUGCACAAGAUUUCCAAACGAAAGUCUCGAUUAUGCUGGAAGAGGAGCCAGAUAACCCCAAAUGCUUUAUGGAUAGCAAGAAGGAAUUCACUUGCUUCUGGGAGGAAGAUGAGGAUGGCUCUGUGGAUCAGUAUACCUUCCUAUACGCCUAUCGAGACAAGAACAAUAGUGAAUGCCCACUGACAAACUACACGACACAGGAGGGAAAGAGGCUGUACAUCUGUCACUUGGAUUAUGCUACAAUGUUUGACCAAAUGCACAUUAAAAUUCAUCAAGAAGGAAGGCUGAUCCACAACCGCAGCCUUUUGGUGGAGGAUUUGUUUUUGCUGGACCCUCCCACAAACGUCACUCUUAGUACUACAGGUCAACAUGAUGAGCUAAAUGUCAGCUGGUUGCCUCCUCCUCCGAAACAUAUGGAUGACAGCUUUAUGUACGAGGUCUCCUAUGCAAUGGCCGGAAGCCAUGUGCCGCAGGUAGAGGUGGUACGAGCCAGCUCCAGGACGAUCUUAAAAGACCUACAACCAAGCACUAAGCAUGAGGUGCGGGUUCGGGUAAAACUGGAUGACGUUAGUUAUGAUGGCUACUGGAGUGUGUGGAGUGACCCAGUGUUCUUGGAGACACCACCUGAAGAAUUUAACCCACUAAUUCUGUGCCUAAUCCUUAUCAUGGCUUUCAUUCUGAUGGCACUGUCUUUCACACUGCUCGUAUCCAAUCGCAGGUUUCUGAGAAAGAAGAUUUGGCCAACUAUUCCAACUCCUGAUGGCAAGUUUAAAGGUCUUUUUACUGAUUACGGUGGAGACUUUCAGGAGUGGUUGAAGCAGACGAAUGAAGGUUUGUGGUUGACGCCAACUUUAUUUUACAACGAGGAAUACCCAAAUUCUCUGGAGGUUCUCUCAGAGCUAAGCCUGAAUCACCCGCAACCCCCUCCACCUCUACCACCAAAAAUGUCCAGUGCUUUUACACUACAAUGUACAGAGGAUGUGCAGAAGAGUUUGGAUUUAGCACUGAGAAAAAUACCUCAUAAAUAUUGGCUGAUGGACAACCUAAGGGUGCAGAACCAGCACCCAGUUCCUUGCUCCCAGUCAUCUCUACUGGAGUCUCAAGACACUUAUGUAACCCUCACCGGGAACAACCACAACCAAGACAACAUUCUUGGAGAUUCUUUGCCAGUAGAGGUGCUAUUGGCCUUGAAAAAGACUACUAUAUUGGCUGAAGCGCAAUGA